Messenger RNA from Ostrinia furnacalis (Asian corn borer), 5515 nucleotides. RefSeq names its product ATP-binding cassette sub-family F member 2. The transcript has 12 exons. Gene Ontology annotation, molecular function: ATP hydrolysis activity; ATP binding. The record is from RefSeq and is a predicted model, not a curated record. NCBI's taxonomy places the organism in Eukaryota, Metazoa, Arthropoda, Insecta, Lepidoptera, Crambidae. The coding region runs from base 126 to 1994 and encodes 622 amino acids.
CAUUCGUUGUCUAUGGGUAUUUUCUAUCUCUCUCACUCAAUUGUCUUUCUUUUCAAAAGCAGCACGUGUAGACGCGGACGACUUGUGAACAUCGAUUUUAAUUAUUUAGUUUAAAUAAGCCAAAUAUGCCGUCGGACGCGAAGAAGAGGGCUCAACAGAAGAAAAAAGAGCAGGCCAGUAAUAGGAACAAAAAACCCGUUGCAAGAGUGACUAAUUCGGAAGAAAAUGGAUCGGCUACUAACGGCACCGAAAAGGAGGAAAGAGAGCUGACCGCUGAAGAGGCCCUCUGUAUGAAACUGGAGGCAGAGGCGAAGAUGAACUCGGAGGCGAGGUCCUGCACCGGAUCCCUGGCGGUGCAUCCUCGCUCCCGUGACAUUAAGAUCGCCAACUUCUCCAUUACGUUCUACGGAAGCGAACUACUGCAAGACACGCUGCUUGAGCUUAACUGUGGCCGACGAUAUGGCCUGGUUGGACUCAAUGGAUGUGGCAAGUCGUCUCUACUCGCAGCGUUGGGUCGUCGUGAGGUGCCAAUACCGGAGCACAUCGACAUAUUCCACCUGACGCGCGAGAUGCCUGCCUCGGAUAAGACCGCGCUGCAAUGCGUGAUGGAAGUCGACGAGGAAAGGGUUAAGCUGGAGAGGCUCGCCGAGACCUUGGCGCAGUGCGAUGAUGACGAUGCGCAGGAGCAGCUGAUGGACGUGUACGACCGCCUGGACGACCUCAGCGCCGACACGGCGGAGGCGCGCGCCGCGCACAUCCUCCACGGUCUCGGCUUCUCCAAGGCCAUGCAGCAGAAGGCCACCAAGGACUUCUCUGGAGGUUGGCGCAUGCGCAUCGCCCUGGCGCGUGCGCUGUAUGUCAAGCCGCACCUGCUGCUGCUCGACGAGCCUACCAACCACUUGGACUUGGAUGCCUGCGUGUGGCUUGAAGAAGAGCUCAAACACUACAAACGCAUCCUCGUCCUGAUAUCGCACUCGCAAGACUUUCUGAACGGCGUGUGUACCAACAUAGUGCACAUGAGCAAACGCCGGCUGAAAUACUUCACGGGAAAUUACGAAGCCUUCGUGCGCACACGCAUGGAGCUUCUUGAAAACCAGAUGAAGCAGUACAACUGGGAGCAGGACCAAAUCGCGCACAUGAAGAACUAUAUCGCGCGGUUCGGUCACGGCUCAGCUAAGCUCGCGAGGCAGGCUCAAUCCAAGGAGAAGACAUUGGCCAAGAUGGUCGCCCAGGGGCUCACAGAGAAGGUGGUGGAUGACAAGACACUGAACUUCUACUUCCCUUCGUGCGGGAAGGUGCCGCCGCCAGUUAUCAUGGUGCAGAAUGUAUCGUUCCGGUAUACAGAUACAAGCCCGUGGAUCUACAAAAAUCUAGAGUUCGGUAUUGACCUAGACACGCGGCUUGCGCUUGUGGGACCCAACGGGGCCGGCAAAUCCACACUACUCAAACUACUGUACGGAGAUCUUGUGCCCUCAACGGGUAUGAUCCGCAAGAACUCCCACUUGCGCAUCGGGCGCUACCACCAGCAUCUGCACGAGUUGCUAGACCUGGAUCUGUCUCCCCUGGAGUACAUGAUGAAGGAAUUCCCCGAGGUGCGCGAGCGCGAGGAGAUGAGGAAGAUCAUCGGCCGGUACGGACUCACCGGCAGGCAACAGGUGUGCCCCAUGCGUCAGUUGUCGGACGGGCAGCGCUGCCGCGUGGUGUUCGCGUGGCUCGCGUGGCAGACGCCGCACCUGCUGCUGCUCGACGAGCCUACCAACCAUCUGGAUAUGGAGACCAUCGACGCGCUCGCCGACGCCAUCAACGACUUCGACGGAGGCAUGGUGCUGGUCAGCCACGACUUCAGGCUGAUCAACCAGGUCGCUGAAGAAAUAUGGAUAUGCGAGAACGAGAGAGUCACAAAGUGGGAGGGAGGCAUCCUGAAGUACAAGGACCACCUCAAGUCCAAGAUCCUAAAGGAGAACGCAGACAACGCGGCCAAGAUCCGCAAAUAGUCAUGAUCGUGUUACCCUAGACGUAAUGUUAGGUACUCGUUGCCGACCGUCACCGAGCCCACACUAAGCAGCCUUAGCACAUGCAUACAUAUACGUACGUCAAUAAAAUCAUAAUUGCCAGGUCUAACUAACAAAUAAAUACCAUUUUUCCGAGUUCGUAGACUUAAAUCGACUUUUGAAUCCUAUUCAAGUUAACAUCACUAUUGAUAUUGUAAAUUUUAACUUUUAGAAUAAAAUCAGUAGUUCCAGAGACGGCCUCUAUAAUGCCUUAUAAUAUAAGUAACGAUAAAAGCAAUAUUACGUGGUCUUAAUUCUUUGUGGGACUACUGAAGAAUGAUUUAAAGUGCUUUUGAAUGUAUUGCCAUGUUAAGAAAACUAUUGGCUCACACAAUCUGCACAACGAAGUUAGCGAGAGCUUUAAAAUCAUAAACAGUGUCUUAUAAUAUGUUUGGUGUUGUGCGGUGUGGUCGGGGACAGUCGCGGAAUGAUAAUGUGAUGGACAAUUAGGAUUGUGAUUCCUUAAAGCUGCCUAUUUUGAAUUCUUAGAGGUAUUAUUACUCAUGAUGUCGCCGUUUGCGAGAUAGUCUAUUUGGGAUACACUCGAACUGAAGGCAAGUUUGAAACUGCCGAGUACCUAGGAGUAGGAAAUUUAUUUAAAAAAAUUACCUAAUCAAAUGUAGGGGCAUUGGGGAAUAAUGUAUGUUUUGUAUGGUUUUUUUUAUAUUGAGCAAGACAAAAAGCUGCACAUCUUAUUGCCUUAUGCUUUCAUCAAGAGCCAGUUGCUUAUGCAUAAAGCUAAUGCUGUAUAUGAAGCAAUUUUACAUAGGCGUGCUAAAUAGUGCAAUAAUAUGUUUUGCACAGUUUUAUAAGAAAUUUUAUUUAACAAAAUAAUAUUAUAGUGAUGAAUUGUUGUCAACCAGGGUGAGUGGUUAUUGAUUACACCGCGUCUCUUCGAAUAAUCUUAGACGCUUCUUGAAACAGAGAGAGCUAGUAGUGAUUACAAUACAGUUUUAUUAGCAAAAUUACUUUCUAUUACACUAACCAAGAAGAAGCUAUGAUAGAUAAUGAUAUAGAAGUGCUCUUGGCUUAUAGGUGCAAAAAUUUAACUAAUUUCAACUAUUACUGCCUAAGUGUAUAUUUUCUACAUCUAAAUUGUUUUUAAACCGUUUAGUGUACGUAUGUAAAUUACGAGUAUACAUAAUAAUAUAUUUUGUCAUGUUGUAAAUUAGCAUCUAAAUGAAAUGUAUUAUUGACUAUCCCCUUAGUUCUGAUGAGCUGGUAUUAAUCCGUAUCCAUGAAUUAACUUUAUCCUCGGAAUGGGGGCGACAAUAAUAAAAGGCUAUAUUAGUUCGUAGGAAUACUGUGAAUCCAUUAGAAUGGUCGACCUAAAUUAGAAGAAAAAAAUCUUUGUUUAAUAUACAAUUGACGUGCGUUAAUGACGUGAAACUUUAUUAAGCAAUAUUCCCCUAUCAUUAUAUUAAUCACAAUUUUGAAACUUUAAUAAACAAUAUUACCCUUUAUUAUUUUAUUAAUCUUAAUUUUGAAUCAUUGAUUUAUUUAUCCAUUAGGUACUAUGUAAUUGUAAGUUGAAUUUAGAUCUUGACAUUUUAUUUCUGCCUUUGCUAGGGGUUCAUCGUGAUUUACAUGUUGCAGAAAAUAAUAAUAAAAAUUCUGUGAUUUUCUGUUAGAUAAAUAAAACAUCUGAUUUUGAUGUGUGAAGACUGAGAGGACCAUUACUAUGUACUUUUAUUUAUUGACGUAUUGUCGCCUCCACUCUGUAUGAGAAUGUUUUAUGUGUCUGAAAAAGAUUGUCAGUAAACGCGACGUAUAUAAUAAUCCCUUAUAUUCUAGUGUACUGUAUUAACUUUCGGUAAGUAAACACUAGGCGUAAUUACAGCUAAAAAUAGGUAGCAAACUAUGCCGGUACUACUUAGUUUUGGAUCACAUAUUAUAAUUUAUACUGUGAAUAUGUUAACAUCGCCUCUCCAAUAUUUAUUAACCUAUAUUAGUGGUAGUUUUAUAUAUUUUUUCACAUUUAGUGAUAUGUAUACACGUGACACCAGAAAAUUCCACUUUAAAAUAUGCUGCCGCAGUAGUCGAUAAUAAUAUGUUUACACUUUACACAAAUAAAGGAGUUUUAACGUUUGUAAUCUGUUUUAAAUAUACACAUUAUCAUAAAAUACAAAUCAGAUUAGCUGUAGAAGUAGUUUUCACCAGAAUGUCUAAGAUUAUAAAUUCAAUAUACCAAUAUUCUACUAUUAGAAGCAUAAUUCUUUAAUAUUCCAUAGCAAUUAAGAACAUAAUUAUAUCUUACAUUGGACAAGCAUUUUGAUGUACACUGUUAACAUACGUGUCAAACACAACAGAUUUACUAAAGCCUUCACCAUAAGUGCAUUAUACAUAGAUUUUCAUAAGAAUGUGUUGUCAGGAAAUGUUAUUCGUUGAUCGUUUGUAAAUCGCAAUCAAGCUUCGUUGUUUCACUAAAAGUGCGAUUAAUUAAAAACAAGCAUUCGUUAGUUGCCUACGUGAAUCAUAAAUUGUUAUUUUGUUAAUCGGAGAACAAUAAAUUGAAAUAUGCAACGAUACAAAUUGAAUGGUAUUAGUUGUAAUAUGUUGAGCAUUUUCAUCGUUAGCCGGUCGCGGUGACGGCAUAGCAGUAGCUUGUCUAAUUUUAUUGAAAUAUCAGCUAUUUAUGUCCUUCAUCUUGGGAUGACAUUGCCGCUGCCGUUACCGUCUAAUUAGAAAACUAGGAUCCUUAGUUUUCAAUUAAAAGUUGAUUCAACAACAAAAAUAAUAAUAAAACUAGCUGACAACAUAGUUCCAAUAAGUGGCUUAAAAUAAAUCUGUUAUUAAACGUCAAAUUUCAAUGUUAAAGACACUCCUUGCAUAACAGGACUACAUUUGCUGUUGACUGUGCAGCCCUAAACGUUAAAACUACGUGUGUUCAAAAUAUAAGCAAUAAAUACCUGUGUCAUUGAAUAAUAUUGUCCUAAUCUACAUUUUCAGAAAUAUUUAAUGUGAUCAAUCUGUGCAGUUCCAUGUUGUGUAUAAACUGUAACCAUCACGUUUUUGUUAUUAGCAAAGUUUUAUGAUAGACUAAGAGCUAGUGAACGCCAGACCUACGUCAUUUUAUAAAAGCUGAAGUUUGUCCGCGUAUGCUCCCAAUAUAGGAUAGAAUGUUGGUGAAUCAUGAAGUUUGGGUCAUCGUGGCUUUGGCAGCUAUCCUAAAAAAACAGUCUGGCAACUGGUAAAGUCUGGAUUUGGAACUGUCAAAACUGUCUGGCUGAUGAGGAAACUACGUUAUACCAUAAAAUCUUAUUUUUAUGUUUAAUAUUUGGGCAAUGAUCAGAAAUUGUUUCCACAUCAGCGAGCAAAACUGACAAACUUUCAGCUUUUAUAAAAUGACGUAGGUCCUGGAGUUCACCAGCUCUUAGUCUAUGAGAAAAAUGUAUAAAAGUUCAAAAACCAUGCACUUAUUAGAGUACAUUUCUAAAGCAAUAUUUCUUACUAUACCAAAGUAA